AGAGAGAGUCAGUACGCAGAGAGGACUCCAAUCUGCCAGAGCACAGCACUGCUCGCUUUCUUGAGAGGAGAGAGGCAGAGAACCACGAGCCUUCUCCUCCUCCUCCAUCCGUGUGAGGCUGGUACACACGUUGGCUGGUGGACACAGUAGCAGUGUUAGCAUUAGCAGGGGAUCUGUGCUCAAACUUCCAAAAUGCUCAACAACCUCAACGAAUGUGAAGACGGCGAUGGGGGACCCAACAGUCAGGGAGAUGCGACAUCCAAGGAGAGCAGCCCCUUUAUCAACAGCAGCACCAGUGACGUAGAGAAAUGCCAGCAGUAUGAUGGGAAAAACAUGGCCCUGUUUGAGGAGGAGAUGGACACCAGUCCCAUGGUAUCUUCUCUGCUGAGCAGCCUCGCCAACUACUCCAACCUGACGCAGGGCAGUAAAGAGCAUGAGGAGGCAGAAAACAACGAGGAGGCACGCAAGAAAACCGUGCAGGCUCCACGUAUGGGCACUAUCAUGGGCGUUUACCUGCCAUGUAUGCAGAACAUCCUGGGGGUGAUCCUGUUCCUCAGGAUGACCUGGUUGGUGGGCAUUGGAGGCGUCUUGGGAACUUUCACCAUUGUCUUCAUGUGCUGCUCCACGACUAUGCUGACUGCUAUCUCAAUGAGUGCUAUUGCCACCAAUGGAGUUGUGCCAGCUGGAGGUUCAUACUACAUGAUCUCUCGUUCACUGGGGCCAGAGUUUGGAGGGGCUGUUGGUAUAUGUUUCUAUCUAGGCACCACUUUUGCAGGAGCCAUGUACAUCCUGGGCUGCAUCGAAAUCCUGCUGAUCUACAUCGUGCCAGCUGCUGCCAUAUUCAAGAUGGAGGGUCUGGAGGGAGCAGAGGCCGAGGCAGCGCUGUUGAAUAACAUGCGUGUGUACGGUACCAUUGUGCUUUCCUUCAUGGCUUUAGUCGUCUUUGUCGGCGUGAAGUAUGUCAACAAGUUGGCCCUUGUGUUCCUCGCCUGCGUCAUACUCUCCAUUCUCGCUGUCUACGCUGGUGUCAUCAAGACAUCUUUUGACCCACCUGACUUUCCGGUGUGUGUGCUCGGGAACCGAACUCUUGCAUCAAAGGGAUUUGACAUUUGUGCCAAGACCAUUGAGAGAGGCAAUGCCACACUCACCACCAAGCUUUGGAGAGCCUUCUGUGACUCUGAGUUCCUGAACGCCACCUGCGAUGAGUACUUCACCAGCAACAACGUUAGUCAGAUCCAGGGAAUCCCUGGAAUCACCAGUGGCAUCCUGGCAGAAAACCUCUUCAGUACCUUUAUGGAGAAAAAUUCAAUCUUAGAGAAGCGAGGUAUACCAGCAGUGCUCGACCCUGAGGCCCCAGAAACCAACACUAACCGAUACGUCCUGACUGAUAUCACCAGCUUCUUCACCCUGCUGGUUGGCAUCUACUUCCCCUCUGUCACAGGUAUCAUGGCUGGUUCAAACCGUUCUGGUGACCUGCAGGACGCUCAGAAGUCCAUCCCAAUUGGUACCAUCCUGGCCAUCACAACCACCUCCAUCAUCUACAUGUCUAGUGUGAUUCUGUUUGGAGCCUGUGUGGACGGAGUCGUUUUGAGGGACAAAUUUGGGGAAGGUGUCGACGGUAACUUGGUUAUUGGCACCCUGGCAUGGCCCUCGCCCUGGGUCAUUGUGUUCGGUUCGUUCUUCUCCACCUGUGGGGCAGGGCUUCAGAGUUUGACAGGAGCGCCCCGUCUCCUUCAGGCUAUCGCCCGAGACGGCAUCAUUCCUUUCCUCAGGGUGUUUGGUCAUGGCAAAGCUAACGGUGAACCUACAUGGGCUCUCCUCCUGACAGCCUGCAUCUGUGAGAGUGGCAUCCUCAUCGCCUCCCUGGAUGCAGUCGCUCCCAUUCUGUCCAUGUUCUUCCUGAUGUGCUACAUGUUUGUAAAUCUGGCCUGUGCGCUGCAGACGCUCCUCAGGACCCCCAACUGGAGGCCGCGCUUUAAAUUCUACCACUGGGCUCUGUCACUCUUGGGCAUGAGCUUGUGUCUUACCCUGAUGUUCCUCUGCUCCUGGUACUACGCCAUCGUUGCCAUGGUAAUCGCCAGCUGCAUCUACAAGUACAUCGAAUUCUGCGGGGCAGAGAAAGAGUGGGGUGAUGGGAUUCGUGGCAUUUCUCUGAGUGCCGCCCGCUAUGCUCUGAUGAGGCUGGAGGAAGGUCCUCCUCACACUAAAAACUGGAGGCCCCAGAUUCUGGUGCUCAUGAGUCUGGAUGCGGAGCAGAAUGUAGAGCAGCCUCGACUGCUGUCUCUGACCAGUCAGCUGAAAGCGGGCAAAGGCUUGACCAUCGUGGGAGCGUGUGUGGAGGGCACCUACUUAAACAACCAACCACAGGCGCAGGAAGGAGACCAAUCCCUAAGGAAGCUGAUGGAGGUCGAGAAGGUGAAGGGAUUCAGUCAGGUUGUGAUCUCUUCUAACCUGCGGGACGCCACCUCACACCUGAUCCAGGCUGGUGGUCUAGGCGGCCUCCGUCACAACACGGUUCUGGUCAGCUACCCUAAGAACUGGAAACAGGCUGAGGAGCACCACCGUUGCAGGAACUUCAUUGAGGUUGUUAGGGAGACCACUGCAGCUCGCUUGGCCUUGCUGGUGCCGAAGAACAUCUCUGCAUAUCCAUCAAACGGAGAGCGCUUCACUGAAGGCCACAUUGACGUGUGGUGGAUUGUCCAUGAUGGAGGCAUGCUCAUGCUCCUUCCCUUCCUUCUGCGCCAGCACAAGGUAUGGAGGAAGUGCAAGAUCCGUAUCUUCACUGUGGCUCAGAUGGAUGACAACAGCAUUCAGAUGAAGAAAGACCUGAUGACGUUCCUCUAUCAUCUGCGAUUUGAUGCUGAGGUGGAGGUGGUUGAAAUGCAUGAAAGCGACAUCUCGGCCUAUACCUAUGAAAAGACCCUGAUGAUGGAGCAGCGGUCGCAGAUCCUGAAGGAGAUGCACCUGACCAAGAACGAGCGUGAGAGAGAGAUUCAGAGCAUCACAGACGUGUCCCGUGGCUCUAUACGGCGAAAGAACCCUUCAAACCUGCACCCCCAGAGGAGUAUCGCCGAGGAGUCUGUGGGAGGAGGUGGUGAAGAGAAAUCUGAGGAGGAGGUUCAGCUCAUUCAAGGAAAAAAUGCCACCCCCACCCCAACUAGCCCCACCUCCCCUACCUCUCCCACACCACCGGCCAUGAGCCCCGGAGAAGAGGUGCAAAUGACCUGGACGGAUGAUACGGAGAAGCCCAAUAACCCAGCAGUGGCCAACCCUGAAAACAUAAAGGAUAUGUUCAACAUGAAACCGGAAUGGGAGAACCUGAACCAGUCCAACGUCAGACGCAUGCACCACGCACAGAAACUCAACGAAGUCAUUGUGAAGAAGUCACAAGAAGCUAAACUAGUCCUGCUAAACAUGCCUGGACCACCCAAGAACCGCACUGGAGAAGAGAACUACAUGGAGUUCCUCGAGGUCUUGACUGAGGGUCUCAACAGGGUCCUCCUCGUGCGUGGAGGUGGACGUGAGGUCAUCACUAUCUACUCUUGAGGGGCUCAGCUCGACCACCAAAUAUUCCUCACCCCUAGUCCCUAACUGCAUAGACGAAACGUCCCAGUGACCCCAACCUACACCAUGAGCAAUAACGCCCCAGCACAUAUCAGAUGACUUUGCACUACAUAGUCUAAAAAGACACCAGCUUAGUAGAUGUCAAUUCUUCCACAUGAUUAAGUUCUAUCCCUCUAUCUUUCUCUCAAUCUUCCUCUUAUUGGCUCAGUUCUCAUCUCUUAAACUCAACACAGAUCAGUAAAUGAUUGAGUUGGUCUUUUAUGACUAAUUUCCAAAAGCCCAUGUUCUCCACUGGCACCUGAUCUAACUUCUCUUUAAUUAAUAUUAUAUAUCAUAACAACACUUUUAAGGGACAGUCACACUGGAUUUUAAACAUGCAAAACAACUGUAGUUUUGGUGGGCACUUCAAAACAGUCCAUUUUAAAUGUCAAAAUGUGGCAUUUGUUCGGAUUCAUCCAGCUUUCUUUAAAAGUUUGUUUUUAUCUAAACUUGUAUCACACUGCCUUUCAAAAGUUUGGGGUUAGUAAGAUUUUAAAAUGCUUUUGAAAGUUUAUUACGCUUACCAAGGCUGCGUUUAUUUGAAAUUUUUUUUUUUUUUUUAAGUCAAAAUAAAAGUGUUAAUUUCUAUUAAAAAAUAAAUAAAUCUCUCCAACCUCAAACCUUUGCAUGGUAGUGUAUAUAGAACAAGAUUAUGAAAAAUCCCUAAACUGAGAGUUUCCUCAACAUCAAUAUGAUAUUUAAAUCCUCUAUCGGUCAAACAUUUUAUAGAUAUUCGAAUCGGCAGCUCAAAGUCCAGCAGAUUAUUAUUCUUCUAUGUUUGUUUGCAUGUGAAUGAAAGUAUGGAAGUGAAUGAAACUCAAAAUCUAGUGUGACCUUCCCUUUAUGCUUUAUAUUUUGUUCCUAAACUCUCUCUCUAUUGUUUUAUUACUUGCCAUAUAGGGUAAAUAUAGUGGAAUCUUUCUUUGUUGAAAACAAGUCUUCCAGUGUACCACGUAAAUGUCCGAGGUGUGUUUUUACACCAAGGACAGAAUUGACCAGGGUUUAAUGUGAGCCAGGUGUAAGCACUUCUGGAUCAAUGACUAUCAGCUUUGCCCUCGACCAUCUGCAUGUCCUCAGACUACAUCAGCCUUUUAAGAGUCAUAUAUACUGUACAAUAUGAGAGGGCUGGACCAUGUGUGUGUGUUUGUACAUGAGUAGUUUCAAAGGGGUUUUAUAAUAUUAGAAGAGGGUUUGAAGGCUGUGUUUCUUUCACAGCUAUAUUCUCACUUAAAAUAUCAUCAGCAGACAUGAAUUAUAUUGCUCAGUCACACACGUGUACAUACUGUGAAGAGAGUCUAAACAGAACUGCUGUAUAAUGGAAAACCCAUACGCAGCUCAAAUAUUCCAUGAAGAUAUAAUCCUGAAUAAUCUAAUUUAAUAGUAGAAUCACAUAUAUAUUAAGGGAAUGUAAAUAUAAAAGAAUUAGUAUUUAUAUUUCAAAUAUUUAUUUACAAAAAAAAAUUAUUUAUUCAUCCAGCAAUUUCUGAUUGAUUGUAAACAUGGAAAAACAUGGUAUUUACAUCUCUUGCCAAAUCACUAUAUAUAAACCGUGCCAUAUGAGAAUAAAAAAAAGCUAACAAAUUUUCACAUUUUCAUAUACAAGAAACGGAUAGUGCUGGGUCACGACAUUAAAACAUAUCAUGCGUCUGAUAUUACCAGUUACUUUAUAAAGCAGAUGCAGUUUUAUCAUCCUUUUUCACCAAAUCAAAUUUGUGAACAAAAGCAUAUUUUAACUGCAUAGUAUUUUAAAAUCAUAUCUAAUGUUUGUCAUGAAUGUUGGAAAUUUUCAUUUAUUUUUACAUUUGUAAAGACGACACUAAUUUGCUACAUUUAAGCAGCAUCUGUGAGCGACUGAUGCGGACUGUUCAAUUCACGAGCACGAGCAUAUUAUUUAGUUCAUGUGUGGUAGAAAUAGAAGAUAUUAAAAGACAUUCAUCUAAAGAACUAUUUUAUUUUUUUGUAAAAUUGCAUCAAAGAAAAGAAGGAAUAUAUUAGAUUACUAGAUAGACUAGUAAAUUAUUGUCUUGUGUAACUGUGAGACUUAAAAAAGGAAAAUAACUAACUGUAUGUUUUAAAAUUUUAAAUCAAAUUGUGCUGAGGUUGCUGCUACUGUCAUUAAAAUGUAAAUAGAUUGCACUCCCCCGAAACAUAAGACUGAAAACAAAAUAAAAAAUAAAUGCAAUAUGUAUAGAUUUUUUGCAUUUAAAUCAAAAGUGUAUUACAUUCAGACACCCAAGUUAGCUAUAAGUCAUUUUUCACAUGAUGUUUUACAGGGUUUUGGGUACUACAACUCAGAGACAGGAAGUACUUUACUUGCAAAACCUCUCAGAGUUUGUCAAAAUGCCAACAACAGUCUGUCCUAAUACUAUUCAAGCAUACCUCAUACAUUAUCAUGUCAAAGUUCACACUUGUAGUAGAAAGGUAGUGUGUAAAGGCUGUGGUGUAUAAGUUUAUAGAAGUGAUAUUUAACUAAAUUGUUGUUUGCGAAAAGAAUUUGAAUUCUAGCUAAGUACAUUUUCUUUAUUAGUAUUCUAGUUAUGCUCAGAACCAACUGAUCUUUUUUUAAUCCAAAACAGGAAUUGCAAAGUGCUACCUGUCAUAAUUCUUCCAAGUUUAUUGCUUAUGUUUCUAGCUAAAAUAAUAAUCUUAUCUAAAGGAACUUUUGCAUUACUGUAUGUUGGAAUUUACAACACAAAAGACAGGUUUGGCUUGUUUGGAGUCCUAUGCAAUUACAGUUUAGUUCUUUGAGGGUCUAAAACUACUUUCUACUGAAUUGUUUAUAGUGGUACUAUUAAGUAUUAUAGAUUGAAAUCAGAGCUUCCGUAUCUGCCAGAGUGACUUGCAGUUCGAUGAGAACUUUCCCCAUUAUUUAAAGUCAUGCAAAGGGAAACAUGCUGGGACAAUGUCGCGAUUAAGCCAUAUUGGCUGUGUGCUGUUGGAUACAGAGGUUUCACUCUGCAGCUGAUAAUGAUGAUGAUGUCCCAUUCAUCAUGAAGUAUAGAAUAUCUGAAUUGAAUUCACAUUGAUGCAAAGGGCUUUUCGAUAUCAUUUUAUCAGAUUUGUCUUAUCCUUCCCCAAGGCUGAAGACAUAAAGUGUCAUAAACCUUGUGUUGUAUAGCAUGUCAUUUCUUAUCUUCCCUUGAAGGGGCAGUAAACUCUAAAGUCACCCCAAAUUGGCCAAAGCAUAACUAGAAAUAAGCACUGUGAAAAUUCAAAGUUAGUUUCUUCCUCACAUAUCCACAUUCUUUAUUUCAUGCCCUUACUAUGGAGCACCGUUGUGGGAAACUGAAAUAAACAUCUUUAGAAUGUGUAUAGAUUAAUCAUAAUGCUUUUUAUGCAACACUGACUUGUAAGAAUCCUGCAACAAUGGUACUAGUCGACUAACAGGGCUUAUAAAAUAACCAGCGAACUGAAUUUGAAAUCGCAGGUGUCUCAGAAGGUGCUAAUGAUAUUUGUAAGUGAUUGCUGAAGCGGCGUGUAUGAAAACGCUCAAGUGCAAUAUUGAGAACGCUGACUUGUAUGGAAUGAGCUAUUUAGCCAGACUUGAAGUUAAUCGAGGGGAAAAGAAGUCGCCACGGUUGAUUUAUCAUGUUGUAUUGGGAUAUUCGCUCUAAAAAAUAAAGGUAUUGGCAUCAGUGGUUCCGUGAAGAACCUUUAAAGGAAUUAUUUGAUGAAAAUUUACUGACGAACCCUCAGGCAAUUCAAGUUGUCGAGGAGUUUGUUUCGUGUUCAGAACAGAUUUUGGAGAAAUCACUUGCUCACCAAUGGAUGCUCUGCAGUGAAUGGGUGCCAUUGGAAUGAGAGUCCAAACAGCUGAUAAAAACAUCAGAAUAAUCCACAAGUAAUCCAUACCACUCCAGUCCAUCAAUAAUACCUUCUUUUACUUUAAACCAUCACUUCUGUCCAAAAUGACUUUUAUCAAAAACUGUUUUGAACGGUUUUUGCUUGUAAACUCUGCUUGAUCUGUGCAUAUAUUUCUCUCCUGAUUCACACAAGAUGACAUUUUCACUAAAGAAAGCAAUUUUGCAGAUAAAGGUCUCAUAUUUUAGCCAAAAACAAAACAGUUUAAAGUAGAAAACACAAUAGAUUGUUGUGAUGUUUUUAUCAGCUGUUUGGGCUUAUUCUGACGGCACCCAUUCACUGCAGAGACCAUUGGUGAGCAAGUUAUUUAAUGCUAAAUUUCUCCAAAUCUGUUUGAUGAGGAAAUAAACUCAUCUACAUCUUAGAUAGCCUGAGUGUAAGUAAAUAUUCAGCAAUUUCUGGAAAAAGGUUCAUGUCAUUAAAUAUUUUUCACAUUAAUAAGAAAAAAAAGCUCUUUUGAAAGAAAUUUUGUUUGAGGAACCUAAAGUUUAAUUGCUAUGAAAACUCACUUUUGGAACCUUUAUUUUUAAGAGCAAACGAACAGAAGGGGCUUUUGCAGUUGCUUUAGAUUGACGGGAUCAUUCGUUCAGAGCUCCUGAUACAUGUUUCAGCGUGUUGGUAUUUUAACUCCAGAAAUUCACCAGUCCUCACCUCAGUCAUCGUUUCAAAUUUUAAGCAUUUAUUCUGAUUUUCUAAUGGCAAAGUACAUUUUCAGAUACUUCUGAGCUCUGAAACUUUCCCAGAAGUGCGCAAGAGUGUUUCUACACAGCCGACAUUACUAAUUUCUCCAUAGGAGGGCAGUUUGUCACUUUUUGUAUGGUAGUCAGUGUAGAUCCAAAGACAGUGAUUUGAUUGGUGAUGUGUUUUAUGUUUCCUGCUUCGGUUCUCAUGAGGAGUCAAAAUGGCGUGUGUUUGUGAGCAUGACUGUAACGGGGAAAGAGGCGGUGUGUUUCUGUUUCUUUAUGUAUACGACUGUGUGACAUAUCAUUCUGUUGGAAAAAGAGAGGUUAAACCGUGGCAGUUACUUUUUGUAAAUAUAUGACACAUUAUAGUUAUCUUAGCCUAGCUGUUUAAUUUGUGUGUCCAUGCAAGUUUAAUAUUUUAAAAAUAAAUAGAAAAUUGUGUCUCAAUUGUGUUGUAUGAAAAUAUAUUUAAACUAGAUAUCUUAAAUAAUUGUUUUAUCUUGUCAAAAGCUUCUAUGUUCUACAAAUAAUGGUUUCUCUGGACCAUUUUAUAGACUUGUCUGCACAAAAUGCAAUAAAGUUCAAGUCAUUUAUUA
Molecule: messenger RNA, 8743 nt
Organism: Cyprinus carpio (common carp)
Lineage: Eukaryota; Metazoa; Chordata; Actinopteri; Cypriniformes; Cyprinidae
Product: solute carrier family 12 member 5-like
Biological process (GO): potassium ion homeostasis; cell volume homeostasis; chloride transmembrane transport
Cellular component (GO): membrane
Molecular function (GO): potassium:chloride symporter activity
Source: RefSeq, a predicted model, not a curated record